CGGCAGCCGACGCCCGGCUCUGCGCAGGCGCCCGCUGCCCCGGCGCUCCCGCCUUAACAGCCCGGCCAGGAAACGUGCUGGCUCUCGCAGCGUGAUCCGCCAGCGCGGGCACAACGGGGCGCGGAACGUCAGUGCGCGAGCCGCGGGGGACGGUGGUGGCGGGUGCGCGCGACGUCUCACCUGGAGCGCGCUGCGGGGCGGAGAGGCGUGCGGGCUCUUUGCCCUCUGCGUCCUUGUUGUCUUGUUAACUUCUGGGCUUCCCGCCUCUUCCGAGGUUCAUUCUUGCGUAGGUUCCAGGAGCCGGCGAACGGUCCACGAUGAGCUGCAUGACAAAGAAUCUGCAGGAGGUUGUGAAGGCCCUCGGCGAUGUUCGCGGUUUUGAUAGACUUUUGCAAAAGAUAACUGUUGUCUCUGCUACUCCUGGGAAAGUGAUUUGUGAAAUGAAAGUAGAAGAGGCGCAUACCAAUAAAAUGGGCACUCUCCAUGGGGGUAUGAUAGCCACCUUAGUGGAUAACAUAUCAACAAUGGCUCUGCUAUUCACAGAGAGGGGAGUCCCUGGAGUCAGUGUCGACAUGAACAUAGCGUACAUGUCACCUGCUAAACUAGGAGAAGAUAUACUGAUUACAGCACAUAUUCUGAAGCAAGGAAAAACCCUUGCAUUUACCUCCGUGGAUCUGACGAACAAGGUCACAGGAAAAAUAAUUGCACAAGGCAGACACACAAAACACCUUGGAAACUGAGAGAACAGCAAUGUCACCUGAAGAAACCCAACAAUGAAUAUCAAGUGUAAAUUUGACUUGAACAAAUGUAAUUUUCAAAAUAAAUUAGCACAACCAGAA
Diceros bicornis minor is the source of this 839-nucleotide messenger RNA. It is a transcript of the gene ACOT13, whose product is annotated as acyl-CoA thioesterase 13. Gene Ontology annotation, molecular function: fatty acyl-CoA hydrolase activity. The coding region runs from base 318 to 740 and encodes 140 amino acids. The record is from RefSeq and is a predicted model, not a curated record. Lineage: Eukaryota; Metazoa; Chordata; Mammalia; Perissodactyla; Rhinocerotidae. The transcript is spliced from 3 exons.